Messenger RNA from Camellia sinensis, 2008 nucleotides. RefSeq names its product butanoate--CoA ligase AAE1. Lineage: Eukaryota; Viridiplantae; Streptophyta; Magnoliopsida; Ericales; Theaceae. The record is from RefSeq and is a predicted model, not a curated record.
CUUCAUCGUUUUCCUGUAUCGAAUUCCAAUUCCGAACCCGAACCCGAACCCAAACCCAAUCCAUUAUUCAUUCAAAUCUCCGAUAUACAAAUCUUCGAAACCCACGAACCCUUUUCACGAAAUCAAUGGAGGGUUCGAUUCGUUGCUCUGCAAAUUACGUCCCUCUCUCCCCAAUAAGCUUCUUGCUGAGAUCGGCCAUCGUAUACAGAGACAGAGCCUCUGUUGUCUAUGGCGAUAUCAAGUUCACUUGGAGAGAGACUCUUGAAAGGUGUAUCAGCCUCGCUUCUUCUCUCACCCACCUGGGAAUUUCUCGCGGCGAUGUGGUUGCUGCUUUGGCUCCAAAUAUUCCAGCAAUGUAUGAGUUACACUUUGGAGUUCCAAUGGCGGGGGCAGUUCUUUGUACGCUUAAUGUACGCCAUGAUUCAAAAAUGGUUUCGGUUUUAUUGAAGCAUUCAGAGGCCAAAAUUAUAUUCGUAGACCACCAAUUUCUUGAUGUUGCAAGGGGAGCAAUAGAAAUUCUAUCCAAGAUGGGCUCCAAGGUGCCUCGUCUAGUCUUAAUCCUAGAGUCCAAUAAAUCAUCUCCCUCCACCAAUUGUUUGGAAUAUGAGAGGGUUUUAGCAACGGCAAAGCCUGAUUUUGAGAUCAAAUGGCCAAAUGACGAAUGGGACCCUAUUUCGCUGAAUUACACGUCAGGCACAACAUCGAGCCCAAAAGGCGUUGUUUAUAGUCAUAGAGGUGCCUAUCUCAAUUCUCUGGCUGCUGUUCUUCUUAAUGAAAUGCCCUCAAUGCCGGUCUAUUUAUGGACUGUUCCAAUGUUUCACUGCAAUGGCUGGUGCCUUACUUGGGCUGUGGCGGCACAGGGUGGCACAAAUGUUUGCCUGAGAAAUGUCUCUGCAGAGGGCAUUUUUGACAAUAUUUCUCAGCAGCACGUGACCCACAUGGGUGGUGCACCCACCGUUUUGAACAUGAUAGUGAAUGCCCCAGCCAGUGCCCGGCAACCCAUUCCGGGAAAGGUGGUGGUGAUGACUGGCGGUGCACCACCACCUCCUCAAGUACUUUUUAAGAUGGAGGAGCUAGGGUUUGGUGUCACUCACUCGUACGGUUUGACAGAAACUUACGGUCCAGGCACGGUUUGCACUUGGAAACCAGAGUGGAAUUCCCUCUCACCUGAGGUGCAGGCGAAGAUCAAGUCCCGUCAAGGGUUACAUCAUCUCGGGAUGGAGGAAGUCGAUAUAAAGGAUCCAAAUACUAUGAAGAGUGUACCACCAGACGCAACAACAAUGGGUGAGGUUAUGUUUAGAGGGAACACAAUAAUGAACGGUUACUUGAAAGAUUCCAAAGCAACGGAGGAGGCUUUUAAAGGUGGGUGGUUUAGGAGUGGGGACUUGGGGGUUAAACACCCCGAUGGAUACAUAGAACUGAAGGAUCGUUCAAAGGACAUUAUCAUCUCGGGGGGAGAGAAUAUAAGCUCGAUUGAGGUUGAGUCCGUGUUGUUUAGCCAUCCGGCAGUUCUUGAGGCUGCGGUUGUUGGAAGACCUGACGAGCAUUGGGGAGAAACGCCUUGCGCAUUUGUGAAGUUGAAGGAUGGUUGUAAUGUGAGUGCUGAUGAGAUUAUCAAGUACUGUCGUGAUCAUUUGCCACAUUAUAUGGCUCCGCGAACUGUUGUUUUUGAGGAUUUGCCAAAAACUUCGACAGGAAAGACUCAGAAAUUUGUUCUAAAGGAGAAAACAAAGGCUAUGGGAAGCCUUACAAAAAGGAGCACCAGCAAAUUGUAAAGGAGACUUCAUUGGCUGGUAACAUUGGUUAGUAUGUGGGCUGUUAAUUAUGUGGUUGUUGAUUAGAUUGCUCAAAUAAGAGGCGUUGUUGGGCUUGAUUAAUGAAUGCAAUUAUUUUUAUUUUUAUUGUUAUUAUGAUUAUUAUUAUUAUUUUUGUGGGUAUCUUAAAAUGCAACUCCUUUGGUUAGAUCAAAAUGUAUCUUACAUAGAACACCUACUUAAGGAUUAGCACU